Messenger RNA from Carya illinoinensis, 447 nucleotides. RefSeq names its product disease resistance protein Roq1-like. The record is from RefSeq and is a predicted model, not a curated record. The transcript has a single exon. Gene Ontology annotation, molecular function: ADP binding. NCBI's taxonomy places the organism in Eukaryota, Viridiplantae, Streptophyta, Magnoliopsida, Fagales, Juglandaceae. Gene Ontology annotation, biological process: defense response. Bases 1 to 447 code for a protein of 148 amino acids.
AUGAAUGUGAUUAAGCACAGACUUUGCUCUAAAAGGGUUUUACUAAUUCUUGAUGAUGUGGAUGAGUUGGUCCAAAUUGAAAAAUUAGUUGGAGAUCGCGAUUGGUUUGGUUUGGAAAGUAGAAUUAUCGUGACAACAAGAGAUCAACAAUUACUAAAAAUCUUUGAAGUUGAUCCAAAAUACGAGUUGAAGCUCUUGUAUGAAGAUGAAGCUCUUCGGCUCUUUAGCUUGCAUGCUUUCAAGAAAGAAGAACCACUUGAUGGGUAUGUGGAACUCUCUAAGCAAGUAAUAAAAUAUGCUCAGGGCCUUCCACUGGCUUUAACAGUGCUAGGAUCGGAUCUAAAAGGUAAAAGUAGACCUCAAUGGAAAAGUGCAUUGGAAAAGUAUAAAAGCGUUCACCACAAAAAUAUUCACUACAACAUAAUGGACUUCUCCCAACGACUAUAA